Molecule: messenger RNA, 1202 nt
Organism: Cuscuta campestris
Lineage: Eukaryota; Viridiplantae; Streptophyta; Magnoliopsida; Solanales; Convolvulaceae
Source: the annotation of a GenBank genome assembly
CAUCUCAGAAAGCCCACAAGAUACAAUAUAUAUGUACAUGCCUUCAUCAUCAUCAGCUUCCAACUACUCAAGCCCGCCAUGCGCGGCCUGCAAGCUACUGAGGCGAAAAUGCACCCUAGAGUGCAUUUUCGCCUCGUACUUUCCCCCCGAGGAGCCCCAGAAGUUCGCCAACGUCCACAAGAUUUUCGGCGCUAGCAACGUCGGAAAACUCCUGAACGACAUCCCACCUCACCAGAGGCAGGAUGCCGUCAACUCCCUCGCUUACGAGGCGGAGGCGCGGGCCCGGGAUCCGGUCUACGGGUGCGUGGGGGCCAUCUCGAUGCUCCAGCGACAAGUGCUCCUCCUCCAGAAAGAGCUCGACGAAGCCAAUGCCGACAUCAUGCGGUACACCACUGCCGCCGGCGGCCGGGCCCACCUGCCGCCCGCCGGAAUAAUGGGAGUUCUCAACCAACAGAAUGCUGCCGCGCCACCGCCGGCUUUUGAUCACCGCCGGGAUAGGGGGUCUCACGUCGGCGGCGUUCAGGACGUGAAUAAUAACCGUCAAACUUAUGGGAUGCCUUCAUUUCCGGCCGUUGACCACUCGUUGUCUUCGUUCGAUCACUCCGAGAGUUGGCUUCCUAUCACACAGUCCAAGGUGAAGCUCAAAAAAAUAUGGACCCACCAGCUCCAAGUCCACCCGACGAUCGGUGGCGGGUACGAUGCCGCCGACCGCAUGAAGGGCGGUUCCCUCCUCCCCCAAAACCAGCACAGGGAGGGUCCCACCGCCACGCAGGUUCUGAUGAUCGUCACCCUGUUGCCGGUCGUCGGGACCCUCUUGGGACUCGCAGGGAUCACGCUAGCCGGGACCCUGCUAGGACUCAUGGCCGUCACGCCGCUCUUCCUCCUCUUCAGCCCCGUGAUCGUCCCGGCGGCCGCCGCCAUCGGGCUGGCGGUCGCCGGAUUCCUCACGUCGGGGGCACUCGGGCUGUCGGGCCUCUCAUCAUUGUCUUGGCUCAUGGAGUACCUCCGACACGGGAGGUCCAUGCCGGAACAAAUGGAGUACGCGAAGCAGAGGGUGCAGGAUGCGGUGGUGCAGAUCGGCCAGAAGACGAAGGACGUCGGCCAGACGAUCCAAAACACCGCUCAGGAGACGGGGAAAGACCAGAGUGCGGCGACCAGGACUUAAUGAGUUAGUUGAAGGAAGCUAGUUAAGUACUAAGCUG